Saprolegnia parasitica CBS 223.65 is the source of this 199-nucleotide messenger RNA. RefSeq lists its product as hypothetical. The transcript is spliced from 2 exons. The coding region runs from base 23 to 199 and encodes 58 amino acids. The record is from RefSeq and is a predicted model, not a curated record. Lineage: Eukaryota; Oomycota; Saprolegniomycetes; Saprolegniales; Saprolegniaceae.
CUUUGGGUGACGAAGAGCCGAGAUGGACUACGGCCGUGAACUUCUCCGCCGCCAGCUCACGGAGCUGAGCCGAAACCCGCCAGAGGGUGUCAGCGUCGGCCUCGGCGACGACGAAAACAUCUUCCACUGGGAGAUCAUGCUCGUGGGUCCCCCCGAUACGCUGUACGAAGGCCGGUUUACUUUCCCGCGCGCGCCUUGA